Messenger RNA from Acaulospora morrowiae, 596 nucleotides. The record is from the annotation of a GenBank genome assembly. Lineage: Eukaryota; Fungi; Glomeromycota; Glomeromycetes; Diversisporales; Acaulosporaceae.
AACAGUAUAAAAGUAAUGAGUUAAUUUCAAGAAAGUUAACAGUUUUAGAAGCAAUUUUGUUUAUUCAAAAUGCAUGGGAAGAAAUAACAUCUAUGACGAUUACAAACUGUUUUCGACAUGUUAGAAUUCGAAAUAAUGAAAUAGAAGACACAACAGAAAAUACAACAGAAGAUACAACAGAAAGUACAAUAGAAAAUACAACAAAAAACAUGAAAAAUACUAAGAGUGAAAUCGUAACAGCAAUUAAUCAUAAUAUUCAAUUGCUACACUAUUGUUACCCUAUGAUGGUUAAGGAUUUUUUAAAUCUAAAAAAUGAAGAAAUAAUCGAAAAGGAACUGUCAGAUAUGGAAAUUGUUGAGUUCGUUUGCAAAUUAAAAGAAAUUGAAGAAGAAACGGAGAAUGAAGAUGAACUUCCAACAGUGUCGGCUAAAGAGGCAUUGCAAUCAUUUGAUAGGAUUGUUAAGUUCUUUCUAAAACAAGAAGGUAAUUAUUCGAUGGAAAUUGGUAAUUUGAUGAAGGUCGGUCAUAUAUUGAGAAGAUUAGAGGAGAAAUCACAUGUGCAAAAAAACAUGGAAGAUUAUUUUGAAUCCUUAUAA